Messenger RNA from Pantherophis guttatus, 5778 nucleotides. It is a transcript of the gene FBXL19, whose product is annotated as F-box and leucine rich repeat protein 19. The record is from RefSeq and is a predicted model, not a curated record. NCBI's taxonomy places the organism in Eukaryota, Metazoa, Chordata, Lepidosauria, Squamata, Colubridae. Gene Ontology annotation, molecular function: DNA binding; zinc ion binding; protein binding.
AUCCCACCCAACCCCGCAGGGUCUCGCAGGGUGAACAGACCCCCCUCCCCAAAAAACACCCCCUUGGCAUUGCUUUGAAGGGGGGGAGGACUCUUUCUGGGGGGGGGGAGGACCAGCCAUGCCCUAGAUGAGCCCUUAAUUGGAAAGGAGGGACAGGCUGUGUGAGCUGAUCAUUGGGGAGGGGGCGCAGCUCCAGACACCCCCCCUCCCCUUUCCUGCUGCAAAGUGAAGGGAGAUGUAGUUGGAGGAAGAAGCCAGAAAGGGCAGAGCCCCUUCCUCCUCCUCCUCCUCCUCCUCUUCUUCUUCCACCUCCAGCAAGAGCGAGGGGAGUGGUCUUGCCUGCAUUUGAAAAGGGGAGGGUGGGUGUUCAGGCAACUGAGGAAAAUCUCAGUGGUGGGCAGAAGAGGAGGAGGAGUCAAGAGGAAGCCAGGAGGGCUAGUGGGGGGGGGGGACUGGAGGGUGCACCCGCCUAGGGAAUGCCAAUGCUCUUAUCCCAAAUUAGGGGUGCAGGAGGUGUCCCCCCCCAAUAGGUUGUGUGUGUGUGUGUGUGGCCCAGUGUGUGAGCUCCCUCUUUGAUUACUGCACGGUGGGCAGAGGGGGGGUGGGUGGGUGAGAACUCUUCUCACAUAUCAUCCCCUUGUUUUCUCCCAAGGGCAAAGCAGGAAAUAGUGGAGGAUAGAACUGGAGAGGGGGAGAGGUGUGUGUGUGUGUGUGUGAGUGUGUGUUUGGGGUGGGGGGGAAACCGCUGCUAUGAAUUUGUAAUAGCCUCUUUGGGGAGAUUGGUCCGCCCCUCUUCCCCUUUUUCCACCCCACUCCUCAUUUUUGUUGGAGAGGGGGGGGGUGACUCGGAGCCGCACGCAACACACAGAUCCUUCAGCAACUGGCUGGAUCUCCUCUCUGUGUCUUCUUCCCCCCCCUUCCCUCACUUCCCACCAUGACAACAAAUCCAGCAUUAGAAUCGCCAUCCACCCCAUGGCCACACAGCAGGCUGCUGAUGGACGGGGAAGAGUCUUUGGUGCCUAGAUGCGCUUCCCAAAGCCCAGAGAGUAGCUGAAGCGGGACAUAGCCAAUGUCGUCCAGCAAAGGGGCAGGGGCUGGAGCUCGCCGGCGGCGGACGCGGUGCCGGAAGUGUAAAGCGUGCCUGCGAUCAGAGUGUGGGGAGUGCCAUUUCUGUAAGGACAUGAAGAAGUUUGGGGGUCCUGGACGCAUGAAGCAGUCCUGCCUGCAGAGGCAGUGCACAGCGCCAGUUCUACCUCACACGGCUGUAUGCCUGGUCUGUGGGGAGGCCGGGAAAGAGGACACAGUAGAGGGUGAAGAGGAGAAGUUCAACCUGUCACUCAUGGAGUGUACCAUUUGCAAUGAGAUUGUGCAUCCAGGCUGCUUGAAGAUGGGAAUCGCUGAAGGGGUCAUCAACAACGAAAUUCCAAACUGCUGGGAAUGCCCCAAGUGCAAGAGAGAAGGCAAAUCAAUGAAAGAUUCAGGGGAUGGCACAGGGAAGCGGCGUUCGGACAAUGGUGAGGAAGGGGUCCGGUGGAAGCUGACUGAUGAGCCUGCUCAGAACAAGAAGAAAUUGCCACCAGCACCGCCUUUGCCCCCGCCGCCCUCUGAGGAGAGUCCAGUCCAGACGGGUGCUCACAAGCGGAAAAAGGAGCUCCCAGCCCCCGAGACGGGACCCAAGAAGAAGUUGAAAGGUACUCGGGAAAAACAUUUGAAAAAGGGCGCCGAGCAACCACUUGAUGGAAACAAAUUGGAUUCCAUGCAGACCUGGAGCCGCAUGGGCGGUGGUGACUUCGAGGUGAAGGGGGCCAUCUCCCACCCGUCCAUUCACCUGAGCCAGAUCACAGCCAGUGACUUAGAGAAACCAAAGGGACCACCGGGGCCUUUGGAGCCCUCUGCCCAGACAGACAAGUCCCAUCAGCGGGAGAAGUUGGAGCGCUUCAAGCAGAUGUGCCAGAUGUUGGAGCGGGUGAAGAACAGCAGCAGUUCCAGUUCUAGUUCGGACUCUGAUUCUGACACGGAUUCACGGGGCUCCGAUGGUUCUAGCGGAGGGGUGUCGAGCCGAGCCAACUCCCCAACCACCCGUUCGCAGCGCUUGGCUGCCUUGGGCUUCAGUGCCAGUGAGGACGAGGAGGAGGAGGAGGAGGACGAAGAGGAGGGUGGGCGGCGCAACGGCGGCUCGGAGACGACACGUAACGGGAAGCAGCCCAAAGCUCGGGGGAACUCUCAGGAGAAAGAGAACAAUCAUCGCCCGUCCAGCAGGGGGAGCGAACGGGCCAAGCAGCAGGCGGGAGGCCGGAAAGCCGGCCGGCCUGCUGGACAGACAGGGCUCCGCAUGGUAGCCCGGACUCAGUUUCUGAACUGGCCUUUGGUGCCGUCCCCUCCCAAGCCCCUGCUGCAGCUGGAGAGGCACGUGAUCCGGCCUCCCCCAGACAGCCCUGAACCCGACUCCCUGCCCUUGGACAGCGGCUCUGACCAUAUCGUGCAGCGGGACAUUUGGUUGGCCGUUUUCCAGUACCUCAGCUAUCGGGAGCUAUGCGUUUGCAUGAGGGUGUGCCGGACAUGGAGCCGUUGGUGCUGUGACAAGCGGCUUUGGACGUACAUCGACUUGAGCCAUCGGAAAUCUAUCACUCCCUCCAUGCUGAGCGGAAUCAUCCGAAGACAGCCAGCCAGUCUUGAUCUGAGCUGGACCAACAUCUCCAAGAAGCAGCUAAUGUGGCUCCUGAACAGGUUGCAAGGCCUUAAGGAGCUCAUCCUAACAGGCUGCUCUUGGUGCUCCGUGUCGGCCCUCGGCACCGCCAACUUCCCCUCCCUACAGCUCCUAGAUUUGCGUUGGAUUGAGGAUGUCAAGGAUUCUCAUCUCCGUGAGCUGCUUUUGCCUGCCACGGAUGCCAAGCCUGGCCAGACAGACAGCCGGGGCCGACUCCAGAAUGUCUCUGAACUACGGCUCUCCGGACUGGACAUCACAGACGCAUCUCUGCGCUUGGUAAUCCGGCACACCCCUCAGCUUGCCAAACUGGACCUGAGCCACUGCAACCAUGUAGGUGACCAGUCUGUUAACCUGCUGACCGCUGCUAAUUCUCCACUCCGAGAGACCCUCGCUGAACUCAACCUCACCGGAUGUAACCGGCUGACGGAUCAGUGUCUGCCCCUUUUCCGCCGCUGUCCACGCCUCUCCCGUAUCGACCUGCGUUCCUGUCACCACAUCACGACGGAGGCCUGUGCCCGAUUUGCCGAGGACUCGGUCUCCAACAGCGGCGCCGUGCCCCCCGCCCCUGGCGCAUCCUCACCUCCUUUUCGUUGCCCCGAGGAGAAAUUGCUGCUGAAGGACAGCUAAUACUCGCCCUGGGGUGGAGGCGCAGAAAGACUCAACUUCACCAGUCCGACCGUCGGACACGGACUCUGAGAGAACCUUUUUACUUAAAGCCAUGCACUGAACCGGAGUGGCAUCUCCACCCCCUUACUUGUGCAGCAAAGAGGGUGCGGGCGGGGGGGGGAGUCGUGCCCCCUUCCCUGGGCCUGGCCCGCUGUGGGCCGGGUGGCCUUUUGCUCCAUCCACUUGUUCCUGGACAGCCGCGGAGUAAGUGGGGGUCCGGGGUAGCCUUGUCGCUUUACAAUGCUGGGGAAAUGUGUUCCUCCCACCAUGCACUGCAUCCUCCCUCCCCCUCCCCCGCUUCCAAAUAUCCUUCCGUGCCACCAUUGGUAUACCCCGUUAUCUCGGGGCGGCAGGGGAGGGCGGGAGUUGACAUUCAGUCUUGAAAUGCUGGCUCGGGAGGAAGGCAGCUUCUUUGAUGGGGUCGGAAAGAUUACGUUUUUCCAGGCCUGUUCCUCGUCCAAUGCAAAUGUGCACUCCAACCUCAUCAGUCCUCCCCCCUCCCACAUGCUGCCUUGAUGAUUUUUAAAGGGUGCGUGCGUGCGUGUGUGUGCUUGUCAGCCUGCCCACCCAGUUCCUUUUCCUUUCUUCCCCAGUUGUGCAUCUGCAGUGUGGUUUUCCAAGGGGGCCAAGCAAGAACCAGGCAGCUGAUUUCCGAAUUCCUUUGCCCUGUCUUUUCCCACUGUGUACCUGCUGGGGCUCCCUCCUGCCUCUACCGCUGUCUCUUUCCCACAGCACUGGAUAGUUUCUGGAGCCGGCACAUCCAUUUGAUCUGCUUCCUGCAUCGGUGCCCUUUGUACCCCUAAUUCUCUCCUCGCCCAUCAAUUGGAGGCAGAAAACAUCUCGAUAGGUAUCUUUCCCUUUAGAUUCUCUUCUCCUUGCUCUCCCUCCCAGCCGAUCCCAGUAUGCAGCUGAGGCCUCCUGGGGAUGCAGCCCUGCCAAAUGUUGACACACACCCCUCCCCGGUGCCUCAUUGAAUGCCCACACCGUGAAACACAUGUGCUGCGUUCUAUACGCAGAGUGUACCUGCUGCUGUCUUGUUUACGCAUUUAAACCUACAUAUGCAUGCGCUCGCAAGCCACACAUGUGGACGGAGUCCCUCGCCAAGCUUUAGGCUUCUCCUCCUUUGCCAAGUUAAGUUUCAUCACACACACACACACACACACACACACACACACACACACACACACACGUCAGUGUGUGCCUUCACUGCUUUUGACCAGUGUGGAUAGCAGGUGGGGAAAUAAGAGUUUUGCUCACGGAGCAGAGGGACAAGGCAGAAUGCUUUGUCGAAAAGAAAGGAGUAAACUAGCAUGUGUGAAAGGGAGGCCCUAAACUUCCUGUCUCACGGGGCCUGUGUUGGGAUCCUUCUUGGAGGAAAGUCCUUAAAAUCAGCGCUUCCCUCUCCCUCCAAGCCCCCUCAGCCCUCGGGCAACGUGUCUUCUCAGCACAGUGUUUCUCAGCUAUUAAGAUGUGCGGACUUCAACUCCCAGAAUUCCCCAGCCAGCAUGAAUUCUGGGAAUUGAAGUCCGCACAUCUUAAAAGUUUCCGAGGUUGAAAAACACAAGUCUACAGUAUUGUUUCAGGUCGCUGGGCUGUUCCCAGAGGAAAUUCCCUCCCAGGCUGUUUUCAUCCCACCUUGGCAGGCUGGAUGGAUCCUGCAGCUCUUUUCAGCUCUGUUGUUCCACCUUCUGUGGAACCCCUUUUCCACAAGGCUUCCUAGCACUUCUUCCAAGAAGCAUCCUUCCUUCCUUCCUUCCUUCCUGUUUCUCCUCUCUUUGAAAUCUUCCUUUUAGACUCUGGACAGAAAAGUCCAUGCAGCUUCCCCUUUCUUGGUUUUUAAUCUUUUGGACCAUAUGCUUUAAUAACCACUUUGGGGACAGGGGGAGCAGGGAAGGAGGUCUGCCUGCAUUCCUUACCCACAGUGCCAACUAUUGUUGAGCAGGAGUUGGCCGGCCCUUCUCUUAAUUCCGGCCGCUCUCCGCAGCCUCCGAAUCUCAAACUUGAACCUCCCCUAUCCAGAUGUUCGGGUGUGCAUGUGUGUGUGUGUGUGUAUUUGCUUGGGUAUGUAUGCAUGUGGGAUCCUCCCCCUCUCUAUUUUCUUUUAAAGGUGUGGGGAGAGAAAUACUGUAGAAAAGAAAAGUGGUGCAAAUCGAAUGUCCUGGACCGACGCAGGGCCUGCUCUCGGUCCUUUAUGCUCCUUCUGCUUGGAGGCGGGGAGCACGUUGCUCAAUGCUGCUCUCUCCGUCCCUUUGGCCACGUUCGUCUUUUUGGGGUCAGGUGGGGACUCAUUCUCUCCAAAAGGUGCCCAAUUCUGUCCAUUUCGCUUUCACUCUUUCAUUUCUUCUGUCCCGUCUCUGUCUUUCCCACCAUCCCAUUUUAUUUUAUUAUUUUAUUUUAUUUUAUUU